Messenger RNA from Camelina sativa (false flax), 1093 nucleotides. RefSeq names its product putative cysteine-rich repeat secretory protein 21. The record is from RefSeq and is a predicted model, not a curated record. NCBI's taxonomy places the organism in Eukaryota, Viridiplantae, Streptophyta, Magnoliopsida, Brassicales, Brassicaceae.
UAAGAAAAGUUACCCCAAUUUUGUUUACACCAUCUCCACUCAAUAUCGAAAAAUCGUCGAUUGAGUCUCCUUAUAUAUAUAAACAUCCAAACUACGGAGAAAUUACAAAAUUUCAAAAUAAUGUAUUCAUCAUCAUCUGUAUCAAAAUAUCUCGUUUCUGUCCCUAUCUUGGCCAUAGUGGCCAUACAACUGCUUUUUAUACGUAGUGUUUUUUCCUUGAACCAGACCAAUGCGUAUCUAAACCAUAAAUGCAUCAACGAACAAGGGACAUACAAGUCAGGUAGUCCAUACGAGAAAAACCUCAACAGUCACAUCCGUACUAUCUCUACCUUAAAUUUAAACUUUGGUUUCGUCCACUCCUCCAACGGUGACGCUCCCAACUCUGUCUUUAUUAAGCUACAGUGUCGGGGAGACUCCUACUUUUCAAAAUGCCGUUCUUGCCUUACAACAGCCAACUCCGAGAUUAGUAGGAGAUGUCCGAAAAACAAGGGGAAAAUAUACGAUAACUGUGUUCUUGAGAUCUCUUCGAUCAAUACCUUUGACAAGAUUGAUUACCAGAACUAUUUCGAUAUGUACAAUGCGAGAGAUGUGAGAGGUGAUAUUGAGUCAUUCAACAAGAAUACGAGGGAUCUCCUUCAGGAGCUGAAGGAGAAAGCCAACAAAAAGAGCAAGAAGGAUUUCAUGUUCGCUGCAGGGGAGAAGAGCCUCGGGACAAAAAAGUUGUAUGCGAUGGUGCAGUGUACGAAGGACUUGUCGCCUAACAAUUGCAAUGUUUGCCUAAAUUGGAUUAUGGCGAAGCUUCCUAAAUGUUGCAAGGGUAAAGAAGGAGGAAGAGUUUUGAGUACGAGUUGUAAUUUUAGGUAUGAGCUGUACCCUUUUCUCAUGAUUUGAAGAUUAUUAAUUAAGAAAAAAACUUCUGUUUGAGGAUUUCGUUUGGAUGGUGUUACAAAAUGUAAAGAUGUGUGUGAAAUUAAAUGCAGCAUCUCUUUACUAACAAAAGCUUCAAUUCUUAAACUGAAGCUAUAUUAUAUUGUAGUGUAAUUGUUUUUUUUUUUUUUUUCUGGGUAAAGUUGUAUUGUAAUUGCUGAUUAUA